Messenger RNA from Clonostachys rhizophaga, 1011 nucleotides. NCBI's taxonomy places the organism in Eukaryota, Fungi, Ascomycota, Sordariomycetes, Hypocreales, Bionectriaceae. The record is from the annotation of a GenBank genome assembly.
AUGAUGGCCUCUAACGCAUCCUCGCAGCCUACGUGUCAGAACUGCAGUACCUCAACGACACCGCUAUGGCGACGUGACGAGUUUGGCUCGGUCCUCUGCAAUGCUUGUGGCCUCUUCCUCAAGCUGCACGGCCGACCCCGACCGAUUUCGCUCAAGACAGAUGUCAUCAAGAGCCGUAAUCGCGUGAAGACAAUGCGCACAGACUUAGCGCCUAAGAAGAAGAUGAAUGCGCAGAAUAACCAAGCCGCACGGAGAAAAUCAGCGAACGGUAUGAUCGAUGGGCAUGACUCCCCAAUCUCGAGGACGGGAACACCAGCCCUCUACAACCAGUCCCUGCCAUUUAUGGUGGAUGACCCAUAUGCCUCGACUGGUGUAUCCGGUUUUGCGCCUGGGGAUGGGACAGGCUCUCCCCUCAACGGCGACAGGGGUCUUGAUGCGCCACAGACACACGAACAGCUUAUCGCACAGAAUUCCAGUCUGAAAACACGUGUGAGCGAGCUUGAAUUCAUAAACGAGCUGUUCCGAGGACGUCUCAGUCAGUUGGAACAGCAGGAGGCAGCAGCGGCUAGAAGAGAUCAAGAGGCUACCGGGCUCGAUCCCACCCAGUCCAGGUCCACGCUGGAAAUUAGCCAAGAGAAUGAGCAACAAUUGCGCGUCCAACUCGAUGACAGCCAUCGUAGGGAAAACAGCCUGAAAAGACGCCUGGAUGAGAUGGAGCUAGAGUUGAAAGCGCUCAAGGAUGCGGCUGAAAUACCCACCGAGAGACCAGCCAAGAAGGCCCGCAUUCAAAGUCCCUCGGAAGCGCAAACGGAGGCACAGCCAGAACCACAAUCUGAGGGCAACGUUGAACCCCAACCCGAGCCCCAAGCUGAACCUCAAAUAGAUCUCCAGCUCAGUGAACAACCUGAAGGGCAGCCCGAAAAGCAACUAGAGCGCGAGGCAAACCAGCUCGAGCCUGAAAAUAAGGAGGCCUCUGACGUGAAAGCUGAGGCAUUGAACGAAGAAUCUUGA